UUGCUUACUAUAUUACUCUGUUUGUUGUUUUGUAUAUCCAGAGAGUGGAUUGGGAUCAUGCCAAAUUCUGGAAAAGUUUGAGUUUUUAAGAUCGAGAAAAUAUAAAAAUGGGUUCUUUGGGUGAUGAGCUGAGUUUGGGAUCGAUCUUUGGGAGAGGAGUUUCGAUGAAUGUUGUAGCGGUGGAGAAAGUUGAUGAACAUGUUAAGAAGCUUGAAGAAGAGAAGAGAAAGAUCGAAAGUUGUAAACUUGAGCUUCCUCUGUCUUUGCAGAUUUUAAACGAUGCGAUUUUGUAUCUCAAGGAUAAGAGGUGUUUAGAGAUGGAGACUCAACCAUUGUUGAAAGAUUUCAUCUCUCUUAAUCGAGAAGAAGGAGUGAUUGAAUUGUUGAAGAGAGAUGAGCUAAUGAGGGAGAAGAAGUUUCAGCAAUGGAAAGCUAAUGAUGAUCACAUAUCUAACACUAGUAAGAUCAAGAGCAAGUUUGAGAUUGAGAGAAAUGAGGAGAAAUCUUCUAUGAUGUUGAUUCCCAAGGUAGAAACUGGUUUAGGCCUCGGUUUAAGUUCGAGUUCGAUAAGAAGAAAAGGGAUUGUUGCCUCAUGUGGUGGAUUUACUUCUAACUCUAUGCCACAACCACCACCACCACCACCACCAGCAGUACCACAGCAACCAGCAUUUCUUCAGCAGCAAGCUUUACGGAAGCAAAGAAGGUGUUGGAAUCCAGAGUUGCAUCGCCGAUUUGUCGAUGCAUUGCAACAGCUAGGAGGACCGGGAGUGGCAACUCCUAAACAAAUUAGAGAACAUAUGCAAGAAGAAGGCUUAACCAAUGAUGAAGUCAAGAGUCAUUUACAGAAAUACAGGUUACACAUCAGGAAGCCGAAUUCGAAUGCGGAGAAACAAUCAAGAGUUGUUUUAGGGUUUAACUUAUGGAAUUCAUCAUCACAAGAGGAUGAAGAAACAGGUGAAGGAGGAGAAUCAUCGAAGAGAAGCAAUUCGCAAUCGGACUCUCCUCAAGGUCCAUUGCAGUUACCUUCUACAACAACUACAACUGGUGGAGAUAGUAGCAUGGAAGAUGUUGAAGAUGCUAAGUCUGAGAGCAUUCAAAUGGAGAGAUUGAGAUCUCCAUAAACCUCAAUCCUUUUUCAAGAAACCAAACUCUUGAUC
Molecule: messenger RNA, 1157 nt
Organism: Arabidopsis arenosa
Lineage: Eukaryota; Viridiplantae; Streptophyta; Magnoliopsida; Brassicales; Brassicaceae
Source: the annotation of a GenBank genome assembly